Aphis gossypii (cotton aphid) is the source of this 2523-nucleotide messenger RNA. RefSeq names its product lysophosphatidylserine lipase ABHD12. The transcript is spliced from 10 exons. Gene Ontology annotation, biological process: phosphatidylserine catabolic process; monoacylglycerol catabolic process. The coding region runs from base 531 to 1550 and encodes 339 amino acids. Gene Ontology annotation, cellular component: endoplasmic reticulum membrane. The record is from RefSeq and is a predicted model, not a curated record. Gene Ontology annotation, molecular function: phosphatidylcholine lysophospholipase A1 activity; monoacylglycerol lipase activity. NCBI's taxonomy places the organism in Eukaryota, Metazoa, Arthropoda, Insecta, Hemiptera, Aphididae.
CGUUUCUCUGAUAAACCGAACGGUUCACGGCGGCGGCGCGGCCGACCGAAAUCGUUAAUAAUACACGAAAAAAAAAAAAAAACACCGUGCAUAAGGUCGAACGUUCGUCGUACACCUACGCCGACGCCAAUCGUCGACCGACGAUAGCGCAGCGCGGAAGUGCGCGUAGCUAGGUAGGUACCCACUCUUUUUCACGACUAGCACACGUCGAUUCGUCAGUCGCGACUCGUCGCAGACAGCAUUAUUACAGGUACCAGGUAUAGUCAUCACUAGUCACUGCACGCACGUCGCGGACCGCGGUCGGUGUUUUUUUUUUUUUGUACGUUUCGUUUCAUGAAAAUAAUAAUAUCACAUAAUAUCGAUAACAAUAAUCGUCCGCGGUCGGUGAUAGAUCAUAAGCGUGUACCUACCUACUCUAUCCGUUCCACUGGUUCACCUCGCAUCGAAGACGUUACGAAUACACCGCUCUAGUUUGUUGUGUUCAGACAUGAACGUUCAAUGAUCGUCGUAGUAUAGAUAAAAUAACAAAUAUGGGUCUUAAAGGCUGCAUGAAACGGACAUGCUGCAUAGUAUCAAGUUUCUUUGCGAUAAUAUUAUUUCUCAUAUUCAUAGUGGUACCAAUUGUUUUUCGAUAUUCCCCAUCACUUCAAAGAGGAAUGAUAUUCUUAAAUUAUGUUCGUAUGCCAUCUGCUGUUAAUUAUAGUCAUCCUGAACAGUAUGGUAUGAGAGGAACAAGAAAUUUCUAUAUAAAAACAAGUGACAAUAUGACAUUAGGCGUAUGGCAUAUUUUACCACGUAAUUUGUUGGAUAAAUACGAAAAUGAUAAUUCAACUUAUGAACAACUUUUAAGUCAUGGUGAACCAAUCAUAAUAUAUAUGCAUGGGAACUCAGGUACUCGGGCAAAUGAACAUCGGAUUCAUUUGUACCAUGUGCUUCAAGAUAUCAACUGUCAUAUAAUAGCAGUAGAUUAUAGAAGUUAUGCUGAUUCUACUGAUGUUGAAGUUAGUGAGCUUGGCGUAGUUACAGAUGUAAUGGAAAUGUUUAGAUGGACACAUAAACGUGCCAACGGUACCCCUAUCUUUGGCUGGGGUCAUUCUUUAGGAACUGGAAUUGGAGCACAUGGAUUUUCACUGCUAGAAAAAGAAGGUCUUUAUCCAAAUGGCCUCAUACUAGAAGCUCCAUUUACCAAAAUGAGUGAUGAAAUACGAGAGUAUCCUCUUACCAAGAUUCAUCGACUAUUGCCUUGGUUUGAGUUUUUCAUCAUUGAACCGGUUGAGAAAAAUAACAUCAUUUUUGAUACAGAAAAAAAUUUAAUGGAUACUAAAAUGCCAGUAUUGAUUUUACAUGCACGUGAUGACAUUGUGAUACCUUACGAAUUGGGUGAAAAGUUGUACAAACAUCUAUUGGAAACUAGAAAAAAUGUAACUACUGAAAUUGUGUUGUACGAUAGACAUCAGAAGUUUGGACAUAAGUAUAUAUGUAGAGAUAAAGAAUUAGGAAUUCGGACUAGGAAAUUUAUCGAUGAGUCUAUAAACAAUUUAUCUCAGUAAUUGUUUAUACUCUUUUAUCCACCGUUAAUAUAAGCAUAUAUAGUGCAUGCAGAUAAUUUGAAUUGGUUAUUAUUUAUGUUAAGCUCAAUUUUUGUUAAAUGAUUGUAUCUUAAUCCUCAUUGAUAUUUUCAUUAUAAAAGUGAUACUACUUUUUAGCACAGUAAUACUCUAAUAAAAAUUAAUGAUUUUGUAAUUGUGACAAAUAUUCUGUUGGUCUAUUAAUGAACUUAUUACGAUUCUAAUUUGAUAUUAUUACUUUUUACACCAUUUAUUAUUUUCAUUUUCUACAAACUUUUUCUUUGUAAUUAUUGUUGUUGUCAUUAAAAUAUUUUAGAUUUCUUAAUAAAUGUAUAAUUAAUAUUCAAGCUUGGUUCAAUUUUUAUGAUAAAAAUAUAUAUAAUUAUAACUAUCAAUUCAUAGAAAAGUAUAAUGUUCAAUUUCUGAAUUAUUCAUAGUUUUACUAUUUGUGAAAAUAUUUAUUUUAUUUCUUUUUAUAAUUUUAAUUUGAUGUUUUUUAAUUGACUCUCUAGUGUUAAUAAAUUAUAGUAUACUAAAAUUAAACAUUUAUAUUUUAUAAUUACCAUAAAAGAUUACUUUUGUUUAAUUAUCAUUGUAUUAUUUUAAGCGCAUAAUUUUAUAAUAAACAAACAAAUGUUUAUCAUUCAUAUUAUUUAAUACUGACUAAAAAAAAACCAUAUUAUCUACUUAGUUAAAUUUUAAUUCUACUAUUUACAGUAAAUCAUACUAUUCUUUACUCCGUUCUAAAAAAUUUUAGUCGGACAUCAAUUUGUUUUUGUAUAUUUCAAAUUGUAUAAACAUCUAUUAAAAAAUAUAAUAAAUCUAACUUUUUUUUGAACAUGAUUUUGAUGAUCAUAUACUUCAAUCAAUGUAUUAUGUGAUACUUUGUUUGCAAUAGUUUUAGAUUUUGAAUAAAGGAAAAAUCUAUUUCUUUUUAGAUAUUGUUUCAAAUGCA